Molecule: messenger RNA, 555 nt
Organism: Arvicanthis niloticus (Nile rat)
Lineage: Eukaryota; Metazoa; Chordata; Mammalia; Rodentia; Muridae
Source: RefSeq, a predicted model, not a curated record
AUGCUGCAGCUCAUCUCCAUUGUGCUCUUGGCUGCUCUCUUUACGGCUAUCCUUGUCAAAGGCUCUGAGGUUCCUAGUUCCCAAGAGCAUGAUCAGAAAAAGCAACACAUCCUCCAGAAACUGGACCAGCUGAAAGCUGAACUAGACCACCUAUGUCGCCCCUGCCCAUGGGACUGGACACUCUUCCAAGGAAACUGUUACUUCUUCUCCACAUUCCAGAAGAAUUGGAUGGAAUCUGCUGCUGCCUGCAAAGACAUGGGAGCCCAACUAGUGGUCAUAAAAAGUAAUGAGGAGCAGAGCUUUCUCCAGAGGACUUCUAAGAAGAAAAUCGAUUUCUGGAUGGGCCUGUCAGAUGCAAAAGAGGAAGGCCAAUGGCUGUGGGUGGAUGGCUCACCACUGCUUUUCAAUUUCAGGAAGUAUUGGUCUGCAGGUGAACCCAACAACCAUGACAAUGAAGAUUGUGCAGUAAUUUCAAAUCAUGGAUGGAAUGAUUUCUCAUGUUUAGCUGUGUCAUUUUGGAUCUGCAAGAAGCCUGUAUUGCCUUGCUCUAAGUGA